AUUGCGCUUGCGCAGUCCGAACUCGUGACGUUAUUAUUCCGCGACCAGACGUUUAUGCGACUCCCACAGCGAUGGCCAGCGGUAAAAAGAGUGCUCUACUCUCCUCUUUGGCGGACUAUGGAGACGACUCAGAGCCCGACUCGGACCCAGAACCGGAAGAGACAGAGGGGCGUGGAGUGGGUCUGGUGUACAGCUACGGUGAUGAUGAUCUGAACCGGACUGAGGAUAUCGAAGACAAGGUGUCUAGAGAUGAAGACAGCAGAGAGAGCAACUCGGAAAUGGAAGAAUCUGACGAGGGAAGGGACCCAGAUGAUGUGGAGAUCUCAGAGGCAGAAAGAAAGGACCCCAAUGAGCUUGUUGCUCUUUUCUCAGAGAAGGUGAGGAACAUGUCACCAGAUGAGAUCAGGAUCCCCCCUGAGCCCCCCGGACGCUGCUCGAGCCAACUCCAGGAGAAGAUCCACAAGCUGUACGAGAGGAAGCUCCAUGGAGAUUUUGACACAAACAGCCACAUCCAGAAAAAGAAAGAAUUCAGAAACCCAAGUAUUUACGAGAAGCUCAUUCAGUUCUGCAGCAUAGAUGAACUGGGAACCAACUACCCUAAAGAUAUGUUCGAUCCACAUGGCUGGUCAGAAGACUCUUAUUACGAAGGUCUAGCUAAAGCCCAGAAAGUGGAGAUGGACAAACUGGAGAAAGCCAAGAAGGAGCGGACCAAGAUUCUGCCGACGUGCCCUUUCGGUGGAGCUCCUCAGCAUUCUGUCGCAGUUAUUGAGUUUGUCACGGGGACUAAAAAGGGCACCAACCCCUCCAGCACGGCGGCGUCCACCACCAGCAACACCACCACCUCCACAGCCACAGACGCCCAGAAGAGAAAAAGCAAGUGGGACUCUGCGAUCCCUGUGACCCUGGCCCAGCCCACCCUCAUCAGCACCACCACCGCGACCCUGCCUGCCGUCGUCUCCGUGACAACCACUGCUAGCGGCACCAAAACCACCGUCAUCUCUGCCGUGGGCACCAUCCUAAAGAAAGCAAAGCAGUGAACGACGAGUGGGCAGUCUGUCUGCAUGAGUGACUUGAAGCUGGAAGACGUACGUUAUCCUUCGCUCAUUAUAUAUAUAUGUGGAAAAGAUGCAGAGCGAAGGCAAACGGACUGAUGGACACUUAGUAUAGCUUUUUUUUUUUUUAGAACAAACCCACAAACACCCUCUGCUACACACGGACAAAGACUUAACUGCCUUCUAUCUCUGGGAAUUUAUCUGCACUAUUGUAUCAUACAGCCAAAUUCACCGUUUGGUGAGAAAACUCAAAGACCCACUGAAUAUAAGAAAGUGAUGCAGGCAGAUCUAAUGCUGGUGAAACAUGUGUGGUUCUUUUUUUGAUUUGUCGGCAACAGUUGUUUGUCUGAAUGUGACGGUGACGAAAAAGGGUUCCAAACAGACGAGUUAGAAAUAUCUGAACUGUUUUUUUAUUUUUAUAUCCAUGAUUCUGGUGCAGUAUUUUAAUGCCACCUUCAGCAGUUAGCUCAACAUGUGCAUCGUUUUUUGUUUUUCAUCAUCAGCAUAUUUUGGCUCUGUAAGAUUUUUUACCCUUGUACAUAUGUGUUGAUGAUAAGGUGAAUAAAUGGAUCAGAUGUUGCCUUUUCA
This is a messenger RNA of Paralichthys olivaceus (Japanese flounder), 1640 nucleotides long. It is a transcript of the gene sap30bp, whose product is annotated as SAP30 binding protein. Gene Ontology annotation, cellular component: nucleus. The record is from RefSeq and is a predicted model, not a curated record. Gene Ontology annotation, biological process: regulation of DNA-templated transcription. NCBI's taxonomy places the organism in Eukaryota, Metazoa, Chordata, Actinopteri, Pleuronectiformes, Paralichthyidae.